This is a messenger RNA of Nasonia vitripennis (jewel wasp), 1221 nucleotides long. It is a transcript of the gene SmB, whose product is annotated as small nuclear ribonucleoprotein-associated protein B. Gene Ontology annotation, biological process: mRNA splicing, via spliceosome. The transcript is spliced from 3 exons. Gene Ontology annotation, molecular function: RNA binding. The record is from RefSeq and is a predicted model, not a curated record. Gene Ontology annotation, cellular component: U2 snRNP; U5 snRNP; cytoplasm. Lineage: Eukaryota; Metazoa; Arthropoda; Insecta; Hymenoptera; Pteromalidae. Bases 454 to 1107 code for a protein of 217 amino acids.
AAUCAUCAAAGCAAGUUCGAUUGCCGAUAUAGAACAGAAGCAAAAUUGCGACGUUGCCAAAAUAUUCCAGAAUACCGAAACGAGUGAACUGACGGCACGCGACACGCGACACCGGUAUACCGUGAAGACAGAACCUUAAGGUUUAUCUUCGUUCGCUGCUCUCACAGAGACAAUUUAGACCGUUAUCAAAAAAUUUCAUUGGCGGGUACAGAGGAAAUAGGAAGCAACUUCAGAGAGUUCAACAACAACAAAAUCAACGCGCGCGGCACGCGCGCUAAGCCAAUUUCUAGUUAUACAAAUUAAGCAUACUUACACUGCAUGAGGUUAAAAUAAGAUUUUACAGAAAAUAAGAAUAAUUUUAAAAAGUUCAGUAUAUUAAUAAAAGUUAAAGAAUAAUUUUGUAUAACGGAAUCAUUAUCAUCAAUAUUAUACUUUAUUUUAUUAUUGUACAAAAUGACUAUAGGGAAAAAUAAUAAAAUGCUGCAGCAUAUCAACUAUAGAGUUCGUAUAAUAUUACAAGACUCUAGAACAUUUAUUGGCACCUUCAAAGCAUUCGAUAAGCACAUGAAUUUGAUACUUGGUGAUUGUGAAGAGUUUCGAAAAAUUAAACCAAAAAAUACCAAACAACCCGAGAGAGAAGAAAAGAGAGUUCUCGGAUUUGUACUGUUACGUGGAGAAAAUAUUGUAUCUUUAACAGUAGAAGGACCACCACCACCUGAAGAAGGUUUACCAAGAGUUCCAAUACCUGGAACAAACACAGGUCCAGGUGUUGGUCGAGCUACUGGACGUGGUAUGCCUGCUAAUAUUUCUGGUAUUCCGGCUGGAUUACAAGGCCCAGUUCGUGGUAUUGGAGGGCCAUCUCAACAGAUCAUGACACCUGGAAUAAGAGGUCAAGUAUCUGCUCCACCACAAAUGCAUUCUGGAGCUCCUUCAAGAAUUGCAGUUUCUGGAGGUCCUCCACCCGGAAUGCUAGGACCGCCCCCUGGAAUGAUGGGUUUACCUCCAGGAAUACCACCAAUAGGACGUGCAGGACCUCCUAUGGGCCCUCCAAGCAUAAGAGGACCUCCACCAGGAUUAAUGCGAGGUGUGCCUCCCCGACCUUAUUAAAAAUUUAAAUAAAAGGAUUUAAAUGAGAUUUAUCAUUUUUGUGGGAUUUAAAUUUUUUUAGCAAUAUAUGCAAUUUUGUACUUGAAAAUAAAUAAAUACACGAAUGAAUUUCAA